AGAUUUGGAGUUCCCUCUUCUUGGGUUGACUCUCUCUCUCUCUCUCUUUCUCUCUCUAUUGAACUUUACUUUAAAUACUUUUGUUUCAUUUUAUCAAAUUAUUUUUUGAGACCCAGUGAUUAAUGCUCCCCCAUUACUGUUCAUCUCAAAUUUGCUUUUCCUUUACUGUUUCUCUCUCUCUCUCUGGUUUCCUCCAUUGCAAACCAAGCUUCCUUUCCAGCUUGCUCAGGUCCCUCUCUCGUUCACACAGACAAAAUACCCACCAACCAUUUUACCCACCUUUUCUUUUUGUCUCUCUAAAUCCACCGUUUUAUUUAUAUAUUUAAUCUCUCUCUCUCUCCCACACCCUCUUUCUACAUUUUCCCCUUCAAAGAUUACAUUUUUGUCUGGCCUUGCCUAAACUCUCUUCCCUUUCUUUUCUUUUUAAUUUAUAUAUAUAUACAUAUAUAUAUAUAUAUAUUCUUAACUAUCAUUCUCUCUGAAUUGGUUUUGGCCCACUUGAGGCCACAACCCCUACUUGUAAACUACUCAUCUGGGACUCUUGCCUUUUGAGGCAUCUGGGUUUUGGUGGGCUUCUCUUUACUUCAGGUCUACAUUGGCCUAUUCAUGCUUAUUGAAUCUCUGUUGGUUCAAGAAGAAGCCCGUCCUUUGAUUCUCUGGGUGCUCAAGGAAGAAGAUCAAGGAGGCUAGCUUAGAUCAAUACCAUAGAAAGAAAAAUGUAUAUGGAGACCUUUCAACGGAUUUGUAAAGAUUUGCAUAUGUUUUCUGUCACGAAGGUGGAAAUGUGUUGAGUUCUUCGGACCUGGUACUUAGAACACCAGAGUGGGUUCUGUGUUUCAAUAUCAAGGGUAUCAGCUAUGGCGUCUGGGAGUUCUUUGAAUGCAGAAUUGUCAAAGAAGACAUCACUUUUCGGUUUAAAAUUAUGGGUUUUGAUUGGCAUUUGUGUUGGAGCGUUUAUUGUUUUGAUCCUUUGUUUCCUUUCUAUAUGGGUCACAUUUCGACGAAAAUCAAGGAGAUCUUUGGACAAAUUUUCACUCAGCCAAAUUCCAAAUAUCUCCAAAGAUAUCAAGGUUGACAGGAUUGGGGCUGAGAGUACGCAUGAUCACCAGGAUAGUUUAUUUGUGACAGUUAAUGAUAAACCAAGUGAUAAGAAUUCAGAGAAGAUGUUAGUUCACUUAGGGAUGAGCAAAACUAGUGAUCCUGAUAACAUGAGUCAAUGCAGCUCGGUUUACCAUCAUGAUAGAGCAUGUAGCUCACAGUCAGGGGAAGAAGGAAGUUCUGGAGGUGUUCGCAAGCAGCACUCAUCAACGUACGGAGGCAUUGUCACAGCUUCUCCUCUAAUUGGCUUGCCAGAAGUUUCACACCUCGGGUGGGGCCACUGGUUUACCCUUAGGGACCUGGAAUUUGCUACAAAUCGUUUCUCUGCAGACAAUGUGCUUGGUGAGGGUGGAUAUGGGGUUGUUUACAAAGGGAGACUUAUAAAUGGAACUGAGGUGGCCGUGAAAAAGCUUCUGAACAAUCUGGGACAGGCUGAGAAGGAAUUUAGAGUUGAAGUGGAAGCAAUAGGCCAUGUACGGCAUAAGAAUCUAGUGCGGCUCCUUGGCUAUUGCAUAGAAGGAGUUCACAGGAUGCUGGUUUAUGAAUAUGUUAACAAUGGAAACCUUGAACAAUGGCUACAUGGGGCCAUGCGCAAUCAUGGCACCCUUACUUGGGAGGCUCGCAUAAAAGUGAUUCUUUGUACUGCAAAGGCACUGGCUUAUUUACAUGAAGCAAUAGAACCCAAAGUUAUUCACAGAGACAUUAAAUCAAGCAACAUUUUGAUUGAUGAUGAGUUCAAUGCAAAGGUUUCUGAUUUUGGAUUGGCGAAACUCUUGGAUGCAGGAGAGAGUCACAUCACAACUAGAGUAAUGGGAACAUUUGGUUAUGUGGCACCGGAGUAUGCUAAUACCGGGUUGUUAAAUGAGAAAAGCGACAUUUACAGCUUCGGUGUCCUUUUGCUUGAAUCAGUUACUGGAAGGGACCCUGUGGACUAUGGACGUGCUGCUAAUGAGGUUAAUCUUGUGGAGUGGUUAAAGGUGAUGGUGGGUACAAGAAGAGCUGAGGAGGUUGUGGAUCCAUUCCUAGAAGUUAAACCAACCACACGUGCUUUAAAACAUGCUCUUCUAGUUGCCCUUAGAUGUGUUGAUCCUGAUUCAGAAAAGAGGCCAAAAAUGAGUCAUGUUGUACGAAUGCUUGAAACCGACGACUACCCGUUUCGUGAGGAACGAAGAAACAGAAAGAGCCGAACAACCAGCAUGGAAAUCGAAUCAACAAAGGAGAUUUCUGGUUCAUCUGAAAUGCCAACAAAGUCAGGGGAUUCAGGGAGCCAAGUAUCUGAAACAACUCAUGGAUAGGACUGACCAACACAUAAUCCUGGCGAAAAUUUGCCAUCUCAUCUACCAGAGUAAAAAAAACAAAUCUUUCAGUAGCUCAUUAAAAUACAAUAUACAUCUCAGAGUACCUAGUUUUUUUUUCUUAAAAAAAAAAUCUAGUUUGUAUUGAAGAUAUAUAGCUCAUUAGCUGUUUGUUACAGUUGUGCCUUCUCAGGCAUGUGGUUCAUUCAAGAAUAGAAGAGAGGUGCUCCCAAAGUUCACCCCACAAGAGUCCCAACCCCAGAAUUUGGGGUCCUCAGAGAGAUAGAUAGAGACAAAAGAAGAGGUUCUUGUUGUACAGACUUGUCUUUGGGCAGUGGCCUGUCUAUUUCAUUAUCAUACAUGAUUAUAUAUAUAAUUUUUUUCUUUUUCUUUUUCUUUUUUACUGAUUUUUCUUUGGAUUACUGUACUUGGGAUGCAGAAAAAGUAUUAAAUUGGUUUCACUUUCUCCA
This is a messenger RNA of Humulus lupulus (European hop), 2863 nucleotides long. RefSeq names its product probable receptor-like protein kinase At2g42960. Gene Ontology annotation, molecular function: protein kinase activity; ATP binding. Lineage: Eukaryota; Viridiplantae; Streptophyta; Magnoliopsida; Rosales; Cannabaceae. Gene Ontology annotation, biological process: protein phosphorylation. The transcript has 8 exons. The coding region runs from base 858 to 2393 and encodes 511 amino acids. The record is from RefSeq and is a predicted model, not a curated record.